GAGCUUAACACUCUUGAUUACGGAAUAGUUGUGUUUCCAGUUUUUCUGAUAUUUUUAACUCACUUGCUUGUCAAACUCCACGAGAGAGGUAUCAAGCCAAUUGUGUGGGUGUGGCUUGCUAUAGUGGCGAUUCUUGGGCCAUUACGUAAGCAAUUAAGAGGAAACAAGUCCUUGAUAGAUGUGUUUGCUUCAUUUUUGUACCUCUCUUCUUCCCGCUUGCUUGUAACCUCUGUCAAUAUUCUGAUGCCUGUGGUAGUAUACUACCGAAUGUUGGAUGGAAAACUGCUAGCGAAAAAUUGUGUCUACAGCGACCCAUCAUUAGUGUUUUUUGGCAAUCAACAUGCUAAAUUUGCUCUAUUGGCAAUUGUAAUGGUCCUGUUGUUUUUUAUUUUGCCUGUCAUUCUCUUGUUCGCUUAUCCCUUUUCCUGCUUUCAAAGAGUCCUCAAUAGAACUGGUUUAAACUCUUUGGCUCUGAGAACUUUCAUUGAUGUAUUCCAAGGCCAUUACAAAGAUGGCACUAAUGGCACAACAAACUACAGGGAGCGAAAGUGAGUGCGGAACAUACAGUAUUUUCAACUCCCAAUCUCUGGGGUAUCGCUCUGAGGAUGGCGGAGAUCCGUACGCCGACAUUCCAGUGAAAGGAAAAGGAGUAGUACAAGAAACACAAUUUGAUGAAGAGGCAGUUGUUCAGAUGGAACAAGAUGACCAUGGAGAGAAGAGGAGCAGAGAGAACAGCCUUUUCAACACAGAGACACGGAUCAACAGCCAAUCCUGCUUCCCUC
Molecule: messenger RNA, 782 nt
Organism: Geodia barretti
Lineage: Eukaryota; Metazoa; Porifera; Demospongiae; Tetractinellida; Geodiidae
Source: the annotation of a GenBank genome assembly